GACAAGGAAAGUAUAUAAGAAGAAUUGAAGCACACAGCACCCGAUUGGACAUGUCUUUUUUUUUCCUGUGUGUCUUGAGACACUGCUGAAUUUUUUUUAUCUUCACACACACAAAAUGAGUUCAACAUUAUCGACACGAUUCUCCAGAGCAGGUGGACGGCUUGCGGUGCCAAGUUUGGGGGGCAUUUCUCGAUAUCGGUUGCCCUAUCGAGCAUCCGAACAGAGCAUCGCGGUAUCCCGCAAACCAUUGGCCUCCUUACCACGAUACUUGAGACAAUUGGCGCCGGUGUCGAAUUUCAUUCGACAUUAUGCGAAUGGUAGAGCCCAUCCUCCAGGCGGCACUCAUCGUAUGAACCUCGGUGGAGAACCCGAGAAACCGGCGCUUGAAGAGUUUGGCGUUGAUCUUACUGCUAGGGCUAGGGAUGGGAAGCUCGAUCCAGUCAUUGGCCGUGAUGCGGAGAUCCACAGGACGAUUCAGAUCUUAUCUCGGAGAACGAAGAAUAACCCGGUGUUGAUAGGAGCGGCUGGUACCGGAAAAACAGCUGUCUUGGAGGGCUUAGCGCAACGCAUAGUUCGAGGCGACGUGCCAGAGAGUAUUAAAAACAAGCGAGUUGUUGCUUUGGACCUUGGUCAGCUCAUUGCCGGUGCAAAAUUUCGGGGCGAUUUCGAAGAGAGAUUAAAACGAGUGUUGAAGGAAGUUGGUGAAGCUCAAGGAGGUGUGAUCCUGUUUGUCGAUGAGCUACAUACUCUCCUUGGGUUGGGGAAGGCAGAGGGCAGUAUCGAUGCUAGCAAUCUUCUCAAGCCUGCAUUAUCCAGGGGUGAGCUACAAUGUUGCGGAGCGACCACGUUGAACGAAUAUCGACAAAUCGAAAAGGAUGUGGCACUUGCCCGCCGUUUCCAGCCAAUCUUAGUUGACGAACCAACCGUUGCGGAUACCAUCUCGAUCUUACGAGGAAUUAAGGAUCGAUACGAAGUUCACCAUGGUGUGCGUAUUACGGACGGAGCUCUCGUAGCAGCCGCCACAUACAGUAACAGAUACAUAACGGAUCGGUUUCUCCCAGAUAAAGCAAUUGAUUUAGUUGAUGAAGCUGCUUCUGCAUUACGGUUGCAGCAAGAAUCGAAGCCUGACGCCAUUCAAAAGCUGGACAGGGAAAUUAUGACGAUACAAAUCGAACUGGAGUCGCUUCGGAAGGAAACAGACAUAGCUAGUAAGGAGCGUAAGGGGAAACUUGAAGAACUUUUGAAGGGAAAGCAAGAAGAGGUUGGCAAACUGAACGAAGUAUGGGAAAAGGAGCGUGCACAAAUCGAAGAAAUAAAGAAGACCAAGGAAGAUCUGGAGCGGGCCCGGCUUGACCUUGAACAGGCACAACGAGAAGGGAACUUUGGCAAAGCUGGUGAAUUGAGAUAUUCUAUCAUCCCAAGUCUCGAGUUAAAGAUCCCCAAGGAAGACGCUACGAUUUCUGCGACGGAUAGUCACUCUCUUAUCCAUGAUUCCGUUACUGCUGACGACAUCGCCGGUGUUGUCUCUCGCACCACGGGCAUCCCAGUCAAUAAGCUCAUGGCUGGUGAAGUUGAGAAGUUGAUUCGCAUGGAAGAUACUCUGCGCAAAUCUGUUCGUGGGCAGGAUGAGGCUCUUGCUGCUGUCGCCAAUGCGGUUCGAAUGCAAAGAGCUGGCCUUAGUGGUGAAAACCGUCCCUUGGCGUCGUUCAUGUUCCUCGGACCGACAGGUGUCGGAAAAACUGAACUCUGCAAGAAAAUGGCUGAAUUCCUGUUCUCAACUGAAACGGCUGUUCUACGAUUCGAUAUGAGUGAAUUCCAAGAGAAGCAUACAAUUAGCAGAUUAAUCGGAUCACCUGCUGGAUAUGUUGGCUAUGAAGAUGCUGGCCAGCUAACCGAGGCGGUUAGGAGGAAGCCGUAUGCCGUACUCCUUUUCGACGAGUUCGAGAAAGCCCAUCGUGAUAUCUCAUCCUUGCUUCUACAGGUCUUGGACGAAGGGUUCCUUACCGAUGCACAAGGUCAUAAAAUUGAUUUCCGAAAUACAUUAAUCGUUCUGACAUCGAAUCUUGGUGCCGACAUCCUUGUUGGAGCAGACCUUACACAAGGAGAUGAGAUCUCACAGGAGAUCAGAUCAGCAGUCAUGGCUAUCGUUCAGUCAUCGUACGCACCAGAAUUCCUGAACCGAAUAGAUGAGUUUAUCAUCUUCAAGAGACUCUCCCGCCAAGCACUGAGAGAUAUUGUCGACAUCAGACUUCGAGAACUACAAUCUCGGCUGGAUGAUCGACGAAUUACUUUGCAAGUGACCGACGAGACCAAAGACUGGCUUUGCGAUAGAGGUUAUGAUCCAAGAUAUGGAGCUAGGCCUCUAAAUCGCCUCAUUUCAAAAGAAAUCGGCAACCAUUUGGCGGACAAACUUAUCCGAGGUGAGGUGAUAACCGGUCAAACAGCCUAUGUUGUUUUUAAUGCAAACAAAACCGGACUGGAUAUCUCAACAAGCCCUCCAUGACCAAUAUAGCGAGCUGACUCGACAUUAUUCACGAUUUUAUGAUUGAUCUAUGUACAACAUUUGUUAUGGGAAAUAUCUUUGGAAAACGGAUUGGUAGAAGGUAAAUGCACAGUAUAUAAUACUCACUGUAUCAUAGGUAGUGUUGAAACCCGACUCACGUAAUAUAUACGCAAAAAAUUGCUUCUGUGAAUUACCAAAUUUGGUAAUUUCCACAUCUUUCC
Coccidioides posadasii C735 delta SOWgp is the source of this 2724-nucleotide messenger RNA. RefSeq names its product chaperone ATPase hsp78 (gene HSP78). Gene Ontology annotation, biological process: cellular response to heat; protein unfolding; protein refolding. The record is from RefSeq and is a predicted model, not a curated record. Lineage: Eukaryota; Fungi; Ascomycota; Eurotiomycetes; Onygenales; Onygenaceae. Gene Ontology annotation, molecular function: ATP binding; ATP hydrolysis activity. Gene Ontology annotation, cellular component: cytoplasm; mitochondrial matrix.